CCAGAUACAGAUAGAAGGAAUUCCGCCGAAAUAAAUUUGGCAGAUAAUGCCUUACCAAUACCGAUCCAAGUAUUCUUAUGGAAGCAAGUGGGGCCGUUUGUACGACCCAAACUAGGGAAACUUCACGAAGCAUCAUGUAUGUUCUGUCAACAUGCAGCAACUGGACACCAUGAAUUGAAGGAAGCUUGCAAGUCAUUCGAGAAAGUUCUGGUGCAAAAUAUUCAGUCAGGACUGAAACCCGAUUUGACGGAAGCCAUCAAAUCCAUUCCAAGAUGGCGGCUGAUCCAGGCAUCAUUGCCACAUGUCAUGCACGCUGUUUCCUCGAUUUUGUACAACCGAAUGAAAGAUGGGAAUAUACAGAGUUUGGGUGCAGUAGAAACGAAGCUUUUAUACACUCUGCACUGGAUAAUAUUGGACGCGGUAGAGGAAUGUGCUGAUGAAGAUUUCGAAAGAGGAGUCAUUCAUGCGUCUCCAUUUUAUUAUGUUUUUUCCAUUCCAACGAUAACGCUCUUCAUCUAUCUUUUCGCGCCGAUUUGCAACAACCUGAAAGAAUCGGAUUUCCAGAAUUUCCGUUUGGAAAACGGCUUGAAAAUUUGGCAGGCCAUGUGGGAGUUCAGGCAUCCGGAUGCCCCUUGUUUUGUGACACACUGUAAGCCGAAGCCGAAAUUUCUGAACGGCAAGCACUUGAAGAACAAGCAACAUUUCGGUGACGUUUUCGUAGGACGUAAGUAA
Messenger RNA from Phaedon cochleariae (mustard beetle), 732 nucleotides. Lineage: Eukaryota; Metazoa; Arthropoda; Insecta; Coleoptera; Chrysomelidae. The record is from the annotation of a GenBank genome assembly.